This is a messenger RNA of Lobosporangium transversale, 1336 nucleotides long. RefSeq names its product mitochondrial fission ELM1-domain-containing protein. The coding region runs from base 40 to 1281 and encodes 413 amino acids. NCBI's taxonomy places the organism in Eukaryota, Fungi, Mortierellomycota, Mortierellomycetes, Mortierellales, Mortierellaceae. The transcript is spliced from 8 exons. The record is from RefSeq and is a predicted model, not a curated record.
AUCCUGCUUUUGGCAUCGAUCAGAAUUGGACAGUAUUGAAUGCACAUCAUGGAUCCCUUGCGAACUGUCGCAGGAUUUACAACCCGUCAUGUACUUCUGUCUGCUAAUCAGCUGAAUCUAUGCUCCAAAAGUCGCCGGUUAAUAUGGUGCCAUCGGAAUCUAUAUGCUACAAAAGCUAUGCACGAAAAAGCCUAUCGAAGAACACGCUUUGCCCCCCGGGCUGUAUAUCAACCUACUACACCCGUCACUUGGAUUAUAUCAGAGGGAUCUGUCAGUGCUGACAAGGAGUCUAUUGCUCUCGCCGAAGCACUUGGGCUUCCUUGGGCUAUCAAGCGUUUACAAUGGAUUCCAACGCCUUUCAAAAAACUUUUAAUGGGACUAUCAUCAUGUUCGGACAAACUACCAUGGUUCAUGGAAGGUGAUGCAUUGGCUGCACCAUAUCCUAGUUUUGUGAUUGGUUCGGGGGCCAAAGCUUUUCCUGCGGGUCUGGGGCUGAUGAAAGAUCAAAAAAAUUACUUCCGUAUCAAUUCAACGCUUAAUACCAUCACUCAAAGAUCACUUGAUGUUGCUAAACGCAAGGCUUUUGAACUAGAACUUAUUCCAAAAUCCUUUUUCAAUCAGGGAAAUAGAAACGGGCUAACUCGACAGCCCAUUGUUACCAUACUGAUUGGUGGUCCGAACGAAGAUUGCUCGCACAAUACUGAAAGACUAAUCAGUCGGCUAUCCCGCUUAUUGGAUGUUCAAGGCUCCAGAGUCUUACUUUCGUUUUCGCAAAGGACUGCCGAUAAUACCAAAGUCGCAGUCAAAAAGCUCGAAAGUCAUAUUCAGGAUGAGAACAGGCUUUACGUCCAAGAUACUAUAGGAUUCAUCAAUGAUCAUAAUCCAUACGAGGCUAUGCUGGCAUUAGCGGACAAAAUUGUGGUCACAGCAGAUUCGGUUGCAAUGACCAACGAAGCUCUGGCCACUGGUAAACCAGUGUACAUCCUUGGCGGUGAGCUCGCUCGUGGGAAGCUAAAGAUCACAAUGCGACCCGCACGUUCCGGCCUGCGUCGUGUUCCAGUCUUGAGUGGCAACGAACCCAAUAUUGUUUCUAAUAUAACGACUAACGAUACUGCGGACCCCUUGAGUUAUCCAGGUGAUCAUCCACCAUGGAACCACAAGCUACUAGCAGAUCAGGGAACAGAAGAGGUCAAGCGUCUUGCGCAGCGCCUCAAGAUUAUAAGGGAUUGUCGCAUAUCGGGUAGAAGAAUCCCUGAAGAGAUAGCCAAUAGCACCUGCUGAUCAAGGCCUUCAUUUUAGUGCCUUGAUUUUAAGCUUCCUCAGGGUUCAAACAAAC